Messenger RNA from Clonostachys byssicola, 1485 nucleotides. NCBI's taxonomy places the organism in Eukaryota, Fungi, Ascomycota, Sordariomycetes, Hypocreales, Bionectriaceae. The record is from the annotation of a GenBank genome assembly.
AUGUCGAUCUUCCAGCCAUGGCUGGUGCCCAAGAGAUCCAAGUUCUUGAAUUUCAUGUUGAUUGCCUGUGCUACUGUCACCGCUUCAACUGUCGGCUAUGAUGGAUCAAUGAUGAAUGGCCUCAAUAUCCUCCCCUCUUACAUUGAGUACUUUAACAUAAAUACCACGACCAAGAGUGUGGCCACUUCUGCCCUCUAUGUCGGCUCCAUUGUUGCAGGGCUCACCUACCCAUUCGUCAUGGCCAGGGUCAGCCGAAGGGCGGCCAUGUUCUGGGCGGCCUUUGGCACCAUCUUCUUCGUGGCACUCCAGGGUGCUUCCCAGAAUAUUGCCAUGUUCAUCGCCGCAAGAAUCGGCAUGGGCUACGGUAAGGCGUGUUUCACCAUGGCGGCCCCGACCUAUCUUGCCGAGACAUUCCCCUACAAAUCGCGCGGUUGGGCUCUGGGUUUGAUCUCUGAUUUCUACUAUGUUGGAGCCCUUGUUGCUGCUGGCAUCACAUAUCGUACAGCCAAGAUGGACAACACUUGGUCAUGGCGGAUUCCAUCCAUCAUUCAGGGUUUCUGGAGUUUACUCUGCCUAAGCACGCUCCCGUUCAUUCCCGAAUCUCCCCGAUGGCUCGUAUACCAUAACCGCCACGAGGAAGCACUCAGAGUACUCGCGCAAAUUAAUUCGGAUGGGGAUAUUGAUGAUCCAAUUGUCCGUGUCCAGCACAAAGAAAUUGUCGACACGCUCGAAUACGAAAAGUCCGACGCCGGACACCUGAAUUGGAAGCAGAUCCUCAAGUCCCCGAGUGCUCGAAAGCGGUUGUCUUUGGUUAUUAGCUGUGCUCUGGGUACCAUCAUCGUAGGCGAGUGCAGCAUUUGCAACAUGAUUGCCACUUAUUACUUCGGCGACAUGCUCACAAACGCUGGCAUCACCGACUCCGAUACACAGCUACAACUGAAUGUUAUACUCAACGCUUGGUGCCUGGCAUGCGCGAUAGUUGGCACACUUUUCUCUGAGAGGAUUGGCCGCCGACCCAAUGCCAUCUGGUCCACCCUCACCCUGACAGUGUUCUUGUACAUUGUUGGCGCGCUUACCAAGUUCUACGGCACCUCCGACAACAAGUCCGGAGUCUACGCCACCGUCGGCUUCAUCUUCCUAUUCCAGGGUGCUUACUCCUUCGGCUGGACCCCUCUCGCGUACUUGUACCCGCCCGAGAUCCUGAACUACCAGAUCCGCACGUUCGGCAUGGGCCUGAAUACCUUCACCAUUUUUGGUUCAGGCAUCAUCUUCGUCUUCGCGACGCCCUUUAUGCUCGAAGCAUUGGGCUGGAAGACAUAUAUCAUGAAUGCUAGCUGGAACUUUGCCCUGCUGGCCUUUAUUUGGUUCUUCUGGGUGGAGACCAAGGGCAAGACGCUGGAGGAGAUUGAUGAGAUCAUUGAAGGUGUGAAGCACAGUGACGCGCCAAAUGUUCAACUUGUCGAACAGGGAAAAGUCGACCUUUAA